Molecule: messenger RNA, 2846 nt
Organism: Xyrauchen texanus (razorback sucker)
Lineage: Eukaryota; Metazoa; Chordata; Actinopteri; Cypriniformes; Catostomidae
Product: TAR DNA-binding protein 43-like
Exons: 5
Coding region: 413-1618 (401 amino acids)
Biological process (GO): regulation of gene expression
Cellular component (GO): nucleoplasm
Molecular function (GO): RNA binding
Source: RefSeq, a predicted model, not a curated record
UUAUCAAAAGUUUGGGGGCAGGAAAAACAAUUGAAUGCAUUAGUAAAAGCGCUUUCUUUAUUUUAUUACUUUAAAUUGUUUAUUUUAAUCGCGGUUUGUGGAUUGUCACUUACAGUCGAUGACCGGUUAUUUGGAUGCAAUUACAUUUGGCGGGAACAGCGCUGCGACGCAACCGGUCAUUAAUUUCGCAAUCUUGCGCGCGAUUAGGAAGUAGCUUAGCUUAGCUAAUGACGCCCGCGUUUUUUGGCUAUAGUCACGCGUAAACAAUAGAUAUAAACACUAAAUUGUGGCCAAGGUCACCUCGUGUUUCUAGAUAAAUCAUAUACUGUGUAAUAGUUUCGGUUGGGGGCUUGUUAGGUCUUGCUGACGUGUUUUAUCAGCUGUUAGUACAGCGCGAGCUCUCGGCGUAAACAUGACGGAGUGCUACAUUCGCGUGGCGGAGGAUGAGAAUGAGGAGCCCAUGGAGAUCCCAUCCGAGGAGGACGGCACCGUGCUGCUCUCCACCGUCUCCGCCCAGUUCCCCGGUGCCUGCGGCCUGCGCUACCGGAGCCCCGUGUCCCAGUGCAUGAGAGGGGUCCGGUUAGUGGAGGGGGUUCUGCAUGCACCCGAGGCAGACUGGGGCAACCUGGUAUACGUGGUCAACUAUCCGAAAGAUAACAAAAGGAAGAUGGAUGAAAUGGAUGCUGCAUCUGCUGUGAAGAUCAAGAGAGGUGUUCAGAAGACAUCAGACCUGAUUGUUCUUGGGUUGCCGUGGAAAACGACCGAGCAAGACCUUAAAGAUUACUUCAGCACUUUUGGGGAGGUUAUCAUGGUACAGGUGAAGAGAGAUACAAAAACUGGAAAUUCCAAAGGAUUUGGCUUUGUAAGAUUUACAGAAUACGAAACACAAAUUAAAGUCAUAUCCCAGCGGCAUAUGAUUGACGGAAGAUGGUGUGACUGCAAACUCCCCAAUUCAAAGUAUUUCCUGGAACAGGCUGGCCCAGAUGAGCCUAUGAGAAGCCGAAAAGUGUUUGUGGGCCGGUGCACUGAGGACAUGUCUGCAGAUGAGCUUAGACAGUUUUUUAUGCAGUAUGGCGACGUCACAGACGUAUUCAUCCCCAAACCUUUCCGAGCUUUUGCCUUCGUCACCUUUGCUGAUGAUCAGGUUGCCCAGUCCCUCUGUGGUGAGGACCUGAUUGUUAAAGGAACCAGUGUACACAUCUCCAACGCUGAGCCUAAGCACAAUAAUAGUAGGCAAAUGAUGGAUCGUGGGCGUUUCGGGGGGUUUGGGGGGCAAGGCUUCGGUAGUAGUCGCAGUCCCAACAACAAUGUGAAUUUUGGGGCCCUUAGUCUGAAUCCAGCCAUGAUGGCAGCUGCUCAGGCAGCCCUCCAGAAUAGCUGGGGCAUGAUGGGAAUGCUGGCCAAUCAGCAAAAUCAGACAGCCGCCUCUGGCACCACCCCUAGUGGACAGACCAGUGGUAGUAGAGAUCAAAGCCAGAGUUACAACCCAAGCAGCAAUAACUACAACAGCAGCACAGCUAGUCUUGGGUGGGGGGCGGGAACCAAUUCAGGCUCAAGCAGUGGGUUCAACUCUGGAUUUGGAUCUAGUAUGGAGACAAAGUCAAGCUGGGGAAUGUAGAGAGAUUUGAACUGGGGAUUGAAGUCUCUAAUAUCUAGAUUAUAUGGUAAGUAUUUUGAGAGAAGAAAGAUUAGCGAGAUAAAAUGUCCCUUUUAUUUCCAAAAUAUUUGAUUUUGUAAAACUGAAUGUUCAUUAAUGUGUAAUGAUUGCUCUUUAAGAUUAAUUCAGAGUGGUUGAAAUUGUUAGGAGUGAUUAUAAACACUGUUAGAAAAUGUGAUCCUUUUUUUCUUUAUGGAUAUAAUUGAUAUAUAAUUGUUGCAGUAUGCCCACAUAUCUGAAACAUGCAUGAGCAUAUCUUACUUUUUUAGUGCCCUCUCAGCGUACAUUUAAAGAUGCUCCAUAUGGAAAGUUAUUUGAGUUGUAUUUAGAAUUUUUUUUCCUUCAACGUUUUUUAUGGUCAAGCAUUCAUAAAUCUCUUCUACAGUUCAUCACCUCUUUUCCAAUUUCCCGGGAAGAAGCCCUUCAUUGGCCGCAAUGUUCGAGCGAUCUCAGUAUCAGUUCCCUUCUUCCCAUGUGUAAAUGCUUUGCCAUCAAAGAGCACAGCUUCACUCUGCAUAUACUGUGUUAGACGGUGGGUGUUGUCUUUUUCUCCCCUUUUCAUGGAUGAAAUCUGUCCGCUUUUUUGAGAGCUGAGUGAGAUGAUGGAUUGUUGGUGGGCCAAGAGUGAGAGACUGAAUGAGCGAACGGACUGAGAGAGAGAGAACUUGAACGCAAGUGUGCAAAGAACUGAUUGUGCAAUGACAAAGAGCAACGUGAUUGCUGUGAGAAGAACUUGUGUGAGCGAGUGUGUUCUGUAGGACCACCAGAAGGACGUUCCUUUUUAUUCUUCUGUCCCUCUUGUUCUGUCUACCUUCCUCCCUAUCUUAUAUUGCAAACAUAUUUAAAGAGUUGCAUAUAAAAAAAAAAAAAAGUAUAUGUAGUGGAAUGUUUAAGUGAUCUAAGUAUUUGUGUUCUUGCUAUAUAAUUUGAUGUGAAUGCUGUGUAUGGUGUGUGUUCUUUCUCGAUGUUUCUGAAACUGUACGUGUGAACGUGAUGCAAUGCUGUCUGUGGCCGGGGCUCUGUGGGGAGUGGGUGGUGAAUGAGGGCAAGCGAGCUCUGUGUGGCUUAACUGGGGUGAUGUAUUGAAAGCGAAGAAUGACUAGAAGAGGUUGCUUUUGUUAUGUGUUUUGAAUGCUUUUUAUAUGUUUUGUGAAUCAAAGGGAAUUCAAAUAAAAAUAAUUUGACUAGU